Molecule: messenger RNA, 1434 nt
Organism: Sordaria macrospora k-hell
Lineage: Eukaryota; Fungi; Ascomycota; Sordariomycetes; Sordariales; Sordariaceae
Source: RefSeq, a predicted model, not a curated record
AUGGAUCAGGAGUCAUCAUCACAGCAUCCGAAAGGGCAUCAGAGGACGCGCUCAGCCGUAAAAGCCACGCGCCCACGCUCCUCUACCAAAGGCCCGCUUGACGUCGAUGAUACACGCGGAGCAACAACCUCACACGAUUCCCGGCGGACACGGACACCAGCCCAAGACUCCCGUCCCCGGCUCUCCACUUCUCCCCCGAUCCCCGGCGGCCCACUCCCCCGCCCCGCCCCACUCUCGCCGUCAACUGCCGCCCUUGUCCCUAUCUCCGGUUGGCGGUCCCAGUCCGCGCAUGUCCACCUCCCCCUGGCCCCCGGUGGUGACGCUCCCUACGGACGCGGGGCUCCGCGCCCUCCACCCGAUUUCUCCCACCUCCUCCGUCCUGACAUCUACCAUGAACUGACUCCCCUCAACGUUCCGCCUCCGUUCCGCCAGUCUGUGAAACAACCCUCGGCCUCCAUACCCAUCCCCAAUCUCCUUGCAGGUGGCCACUUCCGGGCCGCCGCUGUUGCUGCCGCCCAGGCACUCACUGGGGCCAAUGGUGCUCCUGCUCCGGACCCGGUUGACCAUGCCCUCAUCCUCUCCUUGUUUUAUGUCCGCUUAGCCUGCCUCACCCUUAUUGACGCUACCGUUCUUGCCACUCAGGAGGUCAAAGCUCUAGAGGAUCUCAAUGCUGCCUUCUACAUUGAUGCGACAGGCCACAACUUGAUUCCUUGGGAGCUGCGUGUCUUGGCGGUCCGGUUGCAAGCUAUGAGCUUCGCCGACCAGAGGCGUGCGGUAAUGAGCUACUACGACCUGGCCAGGGAGGCACGCCUGCGGUUGGCCGAGGCGGCAGCCAAGCACGACAACUCGGAGAAGCAGCUGUGGAGAGAAAGGCUAAACGAUCUGGGCGUCAGGGUCGCCGGCGUACUGGUUGAGAUGGAUGACCUGAAGGGGGCAGUGGAACACCUGGCUUCUUUGAAGGAAACUGAUAGCAGCAGCGGUAAAAUGCAGAUGGCGAGAGCCUUGUUGUGGCUACAUCUCGGAGACGUUGAUGCUGCGAGGAAGUGUGUGAAGCCCGCCGAGGGCAGCGAAGGCCCUUCGGAUGAUAUGACAGAGAGGAUCAUGAAUGCCUUGUGCGAUAUGGCCGACGGAAAGUACUCUGAAGCAUUGAGCCAGUGGGAAGAGUUGAGCAAGGUGUCGGAUGACGAGAUGGUCGGCGUUAACAGGGGAGUCUGUUUGCUUUACGUGGGAAGGUUGCAAGAGGGCAAAAAUCUGCUUGAGAGCUUGGUGGACUCCGGCCGAACCUCACAUACACUUCUCUUCAACUUGACGACCAUGUACGAGCUGUGCACGGAGAGGUCCCGGACUCUAAAGAUCCAGUUGACGGAGAAGGUGGCUGCACUGGAACCGACAGCCUUUGGGUGGGAAAAGACCAACGUUGACUUUAAGCUGUGA